UUUAGGUAAGUGCAGGGUUGUGAAUGGAGGAAUGGAAUCCACAAGUGCUUAACGACCAUUUGGCUAAUUUCAGCUACAUCGGAGAAUAUGUACCCUGUGACAGCGACUGGACUGUAUACAAGAAGUUUGCUUCAGACACGGUAAAUUCUAUCAAAUAUCCACAUUUUCACCGCUGGUUGAAUCAUCUGAAGUUUCUGGAAGGCGAACCAAAACUCAAAUCUCUGUCUGAUACUUCUGGAACGUCAUUAUUGCAUGCUGUUUAUGAAACCGCAAAGUCAUGGUCGAGUGUCGAAAAAAUGGAUAAUUCUGGUUUACCCCAAAAUUUGCUGCAUUACCUUGAGAAACAUCAUCAAUUUGACACGUUCGAAUACGCUACAGCUGCUAGAGAAGAUCAUCAAAAAGUAGUGGGUGCUGUGAAAAGUUUAAAAGCAGUUGAAGGGUUAGUGGAAACGGAAGAACGAGUUUCAAAAACUUUCGAAUUGACAGCUGAAGGUAAUGAAAUGGUUGAAAAUGGUUCCCACGAAGCGAAGAUUUUUCUAUUUGUGGGGCCAAAUGGGAUUGAUCAAGCGGAAUUAAUGAAGCUACCAUUCGGUAAAGUGGGAAUAAGUAAAGCAUUAGCAUCCGGUUGGAUUGCAGUUGAUAAGACUGCUAGAACAGUGCGUCUAGUGCGAAAAGUAGAAACGAUCAACGAUAAGGUACAGAAUGAGCUCAAAAUGGUUUUGGAAGGGAAUAUGCAGAAAUUGGAUAUGAAAACCCUAAACGAGUUGAAGAAGAGGAAACUGAUGACGGAAAUUAACAUCAAAAGUUAUUUGGUCAAAAAAGGUACAGCAUUUUCGACAGUCUUAAGUAAACCCGAGGUCGAUCUCACGGCAGACAUGAUUAACAGUGGUUCAUGGAGGAAGAAGAUGUUUAAGAAGUAUAACUUUGACGCCUUAGGCAUGAUGCCGGCUGGUGGCCAUCUGCAUCCGCUUAUGAAAGUGAGAAAUGAAUUUCGGCAGAUUUUCUUUCAAAUGGGGUUUGUUGAAAUGCCUACUAACAGAUACGUGGAAUCUUCCUUCUGGAAUUUCGAUGCUCUGUUUCAACCACAGCAACAUCCAGCACGUGAUGCUCAUGACACCUUUUUUCUAUCAGAUCCAGAAAAAAGUUUCAGUUUCCCCGAAGAUUAUUUACAGCGAGUUAAAAAGGUUCAUGCUGAGGGUGGGUAUGGUUCCAGAGGUUAUAACUAUGAUUGGAAAUUAGAAGAAGCGCAAAGGAAUGUUCUACGAACACAUACAACUGCAAUUAGCGCUCAUCAAUUAUAUAAGCUUGCUAAAGAGGGAUUCAAAUCAACAAAAAUGUUCAGCAUUGACAGGGUUUUCCGAAAUGAAACUCUAGAUGCGACACAUUUGGCCGAAUUUCAUCAGGUCGAAGGUGUUGUUGCUGAAAGGAAUUUAACACUUGGUCACGUUAUGGGUCUUUUCACCGAAUUUUUCCGCAAAUGUGGCAUUACUAAUCUUCGCUUCAAACCUACCUACAAUCCUUAUACAGAACCAUCGAUGGAAAUAUUUGCUUUUCACGAAGGAUUGGGAAAAUGGGUAGAAAUAGGCAAUUCGGGCAUGUUCCGCCCUGAAAUGUUGUUACCUAUGGGAUUACCAGUUGAUGUGAACGUUGCUGGCUAUGGAUUGUCUCUAGAAAGGCCAACAAUGAUCCGCUAUGGGAUCGAUAAUAUAAGGGAUCUGUUUGGUCCAAAAGUUGAUUUACGAAUGAUUUAUGAGAAUCCGAUAUGUUGUCUUGACAAAAAUUGAAAUAAAUUAUUGUCUAUUUUACCGCAAGUAACAAUAAUUAGUAUUGGUUGUGUUUUUGAAACAGGUUGCGAGCAGUUAACUUUACUGAAUAACUUUCAAUCGAUCAUGUCCCAGACUUCGUUCCAGUGUUUCCCAAAUUAAUUUCGAAAGUCAAUAUUUUCAAAAAUUGCCAUCCACAUGAUUUCUGAAAUCAAGGAUUUAUAGCUUUAGGAAGUCACUGCUUUGAAGUUUAAUGUUGUUCCUUAGAAUGCUUUAAAAUCUCACUUUGAUGGAUUUUUUCAGUCUUUUUUAUGAAAUCUUAAUAUUGCGACUUUCUCAUCAUCCGAUGAUACCACGUAGCAAGUAUGAGGGUAAUCAUUUUGAACGGUUAAGCGAGACUUGGAAGGUCCAUCCUUUCUGGUGUUCGACUUUUCGAUGUCUAGAGAAAGAUUGUUAGUUAAGUUCCGAAGCUUUUUUGUAUGAUUGGUGGAGCAGCUUCCCAGGAAUUUCCUUUGCGUUUGCUACAAAAUAUUAAUAAAUGGUCUGACUUAUUUUCCGUUUUUU
Messenger RNA from Loa loa (African eye worm), 2327 nucleotides. RefSeq lists its product as hypothetical. Gene Ontology annotation, cellular component: phenylalanine-tRNA ligase complex; cytoplasm; cytosol. Bases 24 to 1784 code for a protein of 586 amino acids. Gene Ontology annotation, biological process: phenylalanyl-tRNA aminoacylation. Gene Ontology annotation, molecular function: phenylalanine-tRNA ligase activity; ATP binding; tRNA binding. The record is from RefSeq and is a predicted model, not a curated record. NCBI's taxonomy places the organism in Eukaryota, Metazoa, Nematoda, Chromadorea, Rhabditida, Onchocercidae. The transcript is spliced from 13 exons.